AAAAAAAACCCUGUCGCCUGGACAGAAAGCGCCUGUGCAGAGAAGCCGAGGAUACCGGCUGGUCUUACCUGUAGAUGCUGCCUUGUUCUGAAGUUUUAAAUGAUGUCUCCCUACAUGCUUUAAGUGUUCAAGAUGGCAACACUAGAAUUAUACAGAAAGGGGGCCAGUGUUUGGGUUCCUGACCCAGAUGAAGUCUGGGUUUCAGCUCAGCUCCUCCAGGACUACAAACCUGGAGAGAAACAGCUGUUGCUGCAGCUCUCUAAUGGAAAUGAGGUGCACUACCCGGUGGGCUCUCCCUCUGAUCUCCCUCCAUUGGGGAACCCUGACAUCCUGGAGGGUGAGAACGACCUGACAGCUCUCAGCUUCCUCCAUGAACCUGCUGUGCUGCACAACCUCCAAGUUCGAUUUCUGGACUAUAACAACAUCUACACCUACUGUGGAAUUGUGUUAGUGGCCAUCAAUCCUUAUGAUCAGCUCCCAAUAUAUGGAGAGGAGGUGAUCGAUGCUUACAGCGGUCAGGACAUGACCGACAUGGAACCUCACAUCUUCUCUGUGGCGGAGGAAGCUUAUCGCACCAUGACCAGGGAGGAGAAGAAUCAGUCGAUCAUCAUCAGUGGGGAGUCUGGAUCUGGGAAAACUGUCUCAGCCAAAUUCACCAUGCGAUACUUUGCUGUGGUCGGAGGAGCAGCUCAGCAGACCAGCGUGGAGGAGAGAGUUCUGGCUUCUAAUCCUAUCAUGGAGUCCAUUGGGAACGCUAAAACAACUCGAAAUGACAACAGCAGUCGCUUUGGAAAGUACAUUGAGAUCGGCUUUGGCAGGAAGGGGGACAUCAUCGGGGCGAACAUGAGGACAUAUCUGCUGGAGAAGUCCAGGGUGGUCUUCCAGGCAUCUGCAGAGAGAAACUACCACAUCUUCUAUCAGCUGUGCGCCUCCAGAGAGCUGCCUGAAAUGAGAUCUCUCAGACUGGAUGCACCUGAGUGUUUCCGCUACACUAACCAGGGAGGGGAGAUGCAGAUACCUGGUACUGAUGAUGUGUCCGACCUGGAGCGCACUCGCAAUGCUUUCACCAUUCUGGGUGUACAACCGGACCAACAGAUGGAGCUCUUCAGGAUCUUGUCAGCUGUUCUGCACCUGGGAAAUGUGGACAUUCAAGCCAGUGGAAGAAGUUCAGACAGAAGUUUUAUUGAUGCCGACGACCGAUCCCUGGCUGUCUUCUCCAAGCUCUUAGGAGUUGAAGGAUCUCAGAUGGCUCACUGGAUUUGCCAUCGCAGAUUGACUGUAGGAGGAGAGAUGCUGGUCAAACCAAUGACCGGUCAGCAGGCUGUGGAGGCCAGAGAUGCACUCGCUAAACACAUUUACGGUCAGCUGUUCACUUGGACCGUGCAGAGACUGAACUCAGCUCUGAGCACCCAGAGGAGACGAGCCAAGUCCUUUAUAGGGGUGCUGGACAUCUAUGGGUUUGAGACCUUCGAGCGCAACAGUUUUGAGCAGUUCUGUAUAAAUUACGCGAAUGAGAAGCUACAACAGCAGUUCAACAGGCAUGUGUUCCAUUUGGAGCAGGAGGAGUAUGUCCGGGAGGAGCUGGCCUGGAACAGAAUUGAGUUCAGUGAUAAUCAGCAGUGCAUCAGUCUCAUAGAGGGACAACUGGGCAUGUUUGAUCUGUUGGAUGAGGAGUGCAGGAUGCCCAAAGGCUCAGAUGAAAACUGGGUUCGUAAAUUAUACGACCAACACCUGACCAGCAAACCUCAUCCUCACUUUAGGAAACCUCGACUGUCCAACAUCGCCUUCAUCGUCCUGCACUUUGCUGACACGGUGCAAUAUGAAUGUGAAGGCUUUUUAGACAAGAACAGAGAUACGGUCUUUGAGGAGCUGAUUAACAUCCUCAAAGCCAGUCAGUCUGAGCUGGUGGCCGAGUUGUUCCAACAGCAGGGAAACGUGCCGUCUGCGGCCAAUGGAAGCGUUCGUUCAGAGAAAAGAGCCACCAGGGAACAUAAACUGACUGUGGGCUUCCAGUUCCGUCAGUCUUUACAGAUGUUAAUGGACACUCUGAACAGCACGACUCCUCACUACGUCCGCUGUAUUAAACCCAACGAUCUCAAAGAGCCUUUUAUGUUUGACCCUAAGAGGACGGUGCAGCAGCUGAGAGCCUGCGGGGUGUUGGAGACGAUUCGUAUCAGCGCUGCAGGUUAUCCAACAAGGUGGACGUAUGAGGAGUUCUUCAGCAGGUAUCGUGUUCUGCUCCGAGGAGCUCAGAACCAGGACCAGGCCCAGGCCUCCUGCAGACAGAACCUGCCUCAGCUCAUCCCAGACCCAGACCAGUACUGCUUUGGAAAGACCAAAGUGUUUUUCCGGGCCGGUCAGGUGGCUCUUCUGGAGAGGCUGAGAGCUGAGAGGCUGCGAAUCGCCGCUGUGAUCAUCCAGAGUCAGGUCAGAGGAUGGCUGGCUCGGAUCAGAUACACCAAGAUCUUCUGGGCCACUGUCACCAUACAGAGAUACACCAGAGGAACUCUGGCCAGACGACUGGCUCUGGCUCUGCGCUACACCAAGGCAGCCUUAGUGAUCCAGAAGACCUACCGUAUGGUGGUGGUCAGACAGCUGUUCCUCAUGAUCCGACAGGCCACCAUCACCAUCCAGGCCUUCACCAGGGGAACACUGGCUCGCCGCAGAUACAGAGUGCUGGUGGCAGAGAGGGCCGCUGUGUUGCUCCAGGCGAGAGUGCGUGGGUGGCUGGUGAGGAAGGCGUACAGGCAAAUACGUGCAGCAGUGGUGUUCAUGCAGUGCUGCAUUCGGCGCAGGGCGGCCAAGAGAGAGCUGCAGAAACUAAAGACUGAGGCUCGCUCAGUGGAAAGGUUCAGAGAGCUCAAUAAGGGCAUGGAAGUCAAACUGAUGCAGCUGCAGUUGAAAGCAGACCAGGAGGCCAGAGAGAGCGCUGCUUUGAGAGAGACCCUGAACACAGAGCGAGAGGCGACCAGUACCGAGCUGGAGGCUCUGAGGGCGACAAUACAGAAACUAGAGAGCCAGAAACUAGAGAAACCUCCUCCUGCUCCAGUUAUCAGCGAGAAGGAGGUGGAGGACAGGAGGAAAGCUGAGGAGAAAGCUGCUCAGAAGAUCCUCCAACUCAAACAAGAGCUGCAAGAACUGCAGAAAGAAAAAGACAAUUUUCACAAGGAGAAAGAGGAACUCUCUGCUCGGUUGCUUGAACAAGUAAAAGCACAAGAAGAGCAUGUGCAUCAGGCGGUGUCUCAGGCGAAUGCAGCUCUUCGUGCAGAGCUGGAUGAAGAAAGAAGGAAGUACCAGGGUCUCCUGAGGGAGUUCACCAGACUGGAGCAGCGAUACGACAACCUCAGGGACAUGAGUCUGCUCACCGAGCGCAACAAAGGCCACCGAAGGACCGACUCCACCCAGAGUCUGAGCCUGGAGCCUCUCUCCCCCUCCUCACCCCAGUCCCUCACCCCUCUCUCCCUGUCACCCUUCCCAUCUGCCUUCCCUUCCCCGGAGGAGGUCCGCAGGUUCAGCGUGACGUCGCCUUCUCUGGAGAAGAGGCUCUCAGUGUGGAACCUCGACCCGCCAAUGGACCAGCUGAUGGAGAAGCUGGAUGUGGCCAAAGACCCGGCAGUGAAGAUGAAAGGAGAAGACCUGGCCUAUGCCUACGAUGCUGUACGAGUGGCCAACAAGUUUCUGGAGAGUCAGCUGCGUAACCAGCGCAGUCAGUGGGAGGAAGAACUGGAGUCUCUGAGGCGCCAACUCAAUCAAAACAUCUCUGGUUCUUCCUCUGCUGCACAUAGACAGGACCUUCAGGAGCUGCUAGAAGCCAGAGAACACGAGUGUAUGAGGCUGAGGAGAGAACUGAAGGAACUAAGAAACACCGUCUCACUUAGACGACUCCUGACACAAGUUCUUCCAUCAGCUUUCACCACAGAUGCUUCCUCUCUGUCUCAACCGAAGCCAGCAGCAGUUACUGGUUUACUGGAAUGUAGGAAAAGAGAUGAAAGCAAACUCAUAAAAAUCCUCAUCACAGAUAUCCGGGUUGACACGGCCUUGUCUCUGCCUCCUGGUCUGUCUGCCAGCGUGAUCUUCCUCUGCGUCCGCCAGGCCGACUGCAGCGGAGACCAAACUCGAGCUCGGUCGCUCUGCGGCGCCGCUGUCACCGCCAUGAAGGCAGCUCUGAAGAAGCAUAUCAGUGACGUAGAUAUGACCGCUCUGUGGCUGAAAAACAUCUGUCUGUUGCACGACCUGUUGAACCAGCAUUCCCCAAAACAGACCUUAGACUCAGAUGAUCUUGUUCCCCUGACUGCUGAUCUGAGCGACUUGAUCCGCAGCCUCAGCGACCUCAGCAUCCAGGCCUAUCAGCAGCUCCUCAGCGUCACCGAGACACGUCUGCAAAACAUCAUAGUCGCUGCCCUGUUGGAGAGCGAAACCAUCUCCAGUCUGUCCGGCUCGGUGGGGAAGCUUCCAGUCUCCAGGAAACGUGCAGGUUCGGUCGGAGGCGACGCUCCCACCAUGGCGUCUGUGCUGAGGGAACUCGGAGGGCUUCACACCGCCAUGACCCACCAAACUCUGGCCCGGACGCUGAUGGAGCAAGCCUUCCACCAGCUCACCUACCUCAUCUGUGCCUCCGCUCUGAACAGCCUGCUGCUGAGGAAGGACAUGUGCAGCUGGAGUCGUGGCAUGCAGAUACGCUACAACGUGAGCCUGCUGGAGGAGUGGCUGCGGAGCCGAGGCCUACAGGCAGGUGGCGCUGUGGCCACUCUGGAGCCUCUAAUCCAGGCCGCUCAGCUGCUGCAGGUGGGGAAAAAGACUGAGGCGGAUGCACGGUCCAUCGUGGAGACCUGCACUGCCCUCUCCAGCCAGCAGAUUGUAAAGAUUCUGGGCCUCUACACUCCCUACAGCGACCUGGACGAAAGAGUCACUCUGAAUUUUAUCCGUAUGGUCCAGGGGCUUCUCAAAGACUCCUCUGGAAGUCAACCUUCACAUUUCCUGUUGGACGUGAGGAAAGUGUUUCCGGUCACUUUCCCCAACUUGCCUCCACUCGUCCUCAGUGCUGAGCAGUUAGUCAUCCCAGAUUCCCUAAAGAUCUCCUUUCUACGCAAAGCCUAAACAUAUUUUUUUAAAAAAUUAUCACCUCAAAAUUCACUGUAUCUCAGAACUGUGAUAUAAAAUCUGUUAUUUCACUAUUUUGUACUUCGGCUUCACUACUCUUGCCAGCAACCCCGCCACAGCGUUAUAGUAAAAAAUGCACAGAAUGUACCUUUUUGAAUCUUAAUAGAAAACAUUUUACAUGCAAUGAGGAAUUUAAUUCCAGUUGUUAGAGCCCAAAUCUAAUUUAUGUGCCCAUUAGCCACCCACAGUAUAGUUUUCCUGCUUUUUACAGUGUUAAACUGAAAAACUUUGCUGUCAGUCUUAUUGUUCCGUCUCUCAGCUGCCUGUUUCAAUGACACAAGUUUCAAAUUGAGUCAGGUAAUGUCAAAUUCCCAGCGCACUAAAAUAUCAAGUUCUCCAUUCUCAAUAUUUAGCUGUAGUAAAACAUCAGCACAGACUAAAGCCUGAGAAGCAUAGUUGUAAAUCUUUUCACCUGCUUCAUGUUGUUCAUAUGCAUUAACAUACUGUAUGUUAGUCAUUCUAGAUUCCCUAAAGAUCUAAUUCCUAUGCAAAGCUUAAACAAAACAGGAUGCAAAUCAGCAAAUUUAACUCCAGAUCUCCUGAAUUUAGAUGACAGAACUCCAAGGAUGUGCUGUGGAUUUAAUGCCUGCCUCAGAUUUUAAGUGGCACUAACUUGUUUAAAUAAACUGUUAAUUAUUACAAUAUAUUAGUAUAUACUAAUAUACUAUAGAAGGUCACAGGCUGAUGAUUGCGAUGGAAGAACCCAUUUUGUUUGUAAAACCUUAAGUAAACUGAUUUAACCCCAUCCCAGACAACAAUGUGAUCAAUGCGUGUAGGUUGCUGCUGGGAAUUUAAGUUUAAAAGAAACUAAAUAAAUUGAAAAAUAGAACCCAACCAAAAUGAUUUAGGCCAUGAAUCAGGCUUAAAGAUGGAGACACAUUAUCCAAAGACAGAUUUACAAAAGAGUGUGCUCUUACCAAAAUUCCAAUUUGGAAAAUGUUGGAUGCAGAGUUUGACAUUGCCUGUGGUUGCAUAUGAUUUUCCUAGAUUAUUCUAAGGAAGGUCACAGGCUGUCAAAAGUAUUUAUGAUUGCUAAAGGAGAGCAAAAUAUGUGUAUUAAAAAUGAAAAAAUGCAGCUAUGCCUCUCUACAAUUUGACAAACAGGGAAUAGGAUGAAGCUUUUUUCUUAUUUUAUUGGAAGCGGAAACACAUUGAGACUGCAGUCCCAGGUACCUCGACCCCCAAUAAGAACAACCAGAAUAAAAAAGAAAACAAAAAAUUAGAAACAUCUCGUGUAUAAAAAAAUUUCUCAUGCGAGUACUUUGUACCACUACACAUCAUCAGUAAUACAUAUUUAUAUAUUCACAAACAUUUGAAAAAUAGAAAACAACGAUGAAAUAUCAAAAUAAAAGGAGACGACGAUUGGCAAUUAACAUCAAAUAAUUCUGCGUGCUGGCACAAUACAUUUUUUUCUCUUUUUGUUUUAUUGUUCCUAUCAUGCACCGUUUCUGGAAGUACAGGACCGGCGUCGCUGUGCAGGCAUCUGUCUGGACAGAUCAUGCAUGUCUGUCAGCUUCUUGUGUCUAUGUGCUUUUCGUUGUGCUUCAUCUAUGAGCCAACCUGAGAGCCCGACACGCAAACUGAGCCUCUGGAGGAGGAAGGACUCCCUUGACUAAAGCAUCAUUGUCAACAGCAAUAAAUAAAGAUAUAUCUCUUCUUUUUCGUGGCAUUUC
Molecule: messenger RNA, 6833 nt
Organism: Amphiprion ocellaris (clown anemonefish)
Lineage: Eukaryota; Metazoa; Chordata; Actinopteri; Pomacentridae
Product: unconventional myosin-Vb
Exons: 35
Coding region: 133-5097 (1654 amino acids)
Biological process (GO): vesicle transport along actin filament; actin filament organization
Cellular component (GO): vesicle; myosin complex; actin cytoskeleton
Molecular function (GO): actin filament binding; microfilament motor activity; ATP binding
Source: RefSeq, a predicted model, not a curated record